This is a messenger RNA of Aspergillus lentulus, 1713 nucleotides long. RefSeq names its product Zn(II)2Cys6 transcription factor. Gene Ontology annotation, molecular function: DNA-binding transcription factor activity, RNA polymerase II-specific; zinc ion binding. Gene Ontology annotation, biological process: regulation of DNA-templated transcription. NCBI's taxonomy places the organism in Eukaryota, Fungi, Ascomycota, Eurotiomycetes, Eurotiales, Aspergillaceae. The record is from RefSeq and is a predicted model, not a curated record.
AUGCUCGUUGUCCAAUGCAGAAUUCGCAAGAUCAAAUGUGACGAAACAAAACCAUGCUGCAGGCGCUGUCAAAGCGCCGGUCGGAAGUGUUGGUAUGAGCUGGAUGGUCGCAGUCGGCGCAUCGCGCCUCCGCACACGCAUUCGAUAUGGCACAGUCAGCCUCUUUCCGACAUUGGGGCUUAUGCCUCUCGCGAGCGACGGGCUUUCGAGUAUUACUGCCAACGUGCGGGCCCUACGAUAGCGGGGAGCAUCGGUUGCCCAUUUUGGACAGGCGCGGUCCUGAAAGCCUGUCGAUCGGAACCCGCCAUUUGGGACGCAAUCAUCGCCAUCAGUGCUCUGUACGAGAACCUCGAUCCCUUCCUUGGGCCUCCCAUGGUCACGGAAGCUGUGCCAUCAGUGCGAAUGCCUCGAGAAGCUUUCUUAUGGUACCUUCGCUCGGUGGAAAACGUGCGAUCCCAACUAGCACGGAACAAAGUACAUCCGCAGAUCGCACUCACCUCUUGUGUACUGUAUACCUGCGCUGAAAUGCUACAAGGCGAUGUGGCCAAGGCCAUCUCGCUAUACAGGCAAGCCGUGCAGCUGAUUCUCUCUUGGCAGCGACAGAGCCCAAGACUCUCGGAAACAACAUUAGCUGUAAAAGACAUGAUGAUGCCGCUGCUGGUCCGUCUUGGGGCCGCCAUGUUUAUAACAACCAAUUGUUCGCCCGAGGGUUUGUCGGACCUUUUGGCAACUCCUAGCAAUCCCGGGUCGUUGUCUUUUGAAGCCGCCCAGACGGCGAUUGUCAAGUUGAUUGCAGAGGCCCUCAUCCUCCGACGUUCCGCGGCCCGACAUUGCCGCAGCGGUCACAAAGUGCCUAGCACAAUGUUCGAUUUGACCGUACAACAGCGCACCCUGGCCCGUCAACUGGACGAGUGGGACUGUGUGUUUGCCUUCCUCCGGAGUGCGGAAGGCCACCCCCAGCUGUAUUCUCCGGAUCGGAGAGCAAUACCAGUGUUACUGAGCAUUCGCUCCGCUGCAUCCAUCAUGAUCUCCACUUGUUUCGCAGUACAAGAGACUGCGUACGAUGAGCACAUAGGCCAGUUUCGUCUGAUUGUCGAGCACGCAGCAGCAGCGACGCACGCGCCGGUGGAAUGGGGUGAUCCGCAACCGGGGUUUACUUUCGAAGCCGACGUUGGCCCUCCGCUGUUUUUCACUGCUGUGAAAUGCCGAGACCAGAUAUUGCGACGGACAGCAUUAGAGCUGCUUCGACAGACACCAAAAGUUCAAAGCAUGUUCAAAUCUAUGUCGUGGGCUACGCUUGCGGAGAUGAUCAUUCAGAUAGAGGAGGGUUCUGUACGAGGCAUGAGGAAACGCCGGGCGCUUCAACCUACGAUAAAUGGCAUUACAACGCUGGAAUAUAUGGAAGAGCUGGACAGCAGCACUCGUGGGGUUCCUCCCGCCACAGAAAGUGUGCCUUCUUUGGCAGAGCUUGUGGAGGUUGAUAGCAACUGCCUGGACAGAUCGCCAAAUAAAGUGUCAGUGGCUGAAAGGCAAUACAUCCCGGAAGGCCACCGUGUGCAUGAAUUUGGGAUCUAUCAAGCACAUGGAAGUGCCCCAGUGGACAUGUCCCAGCAUACGCAGCAUCCUUUCAUCCUGAGAUUUACCAAGAAUCAGAAAGACCCAGGAACAGGAAAGGUUGAACUGGUGGAACGCUUUCUUCCCAUGAACUUCUAG